AUGAUGAACUGGCAAUAUGAUCCUUGUAUUCUGAAGCUGUUAGAAAAAACCACAUUAGAAAGCCUCUUCAAAGAAUAUUUUAAAACUGUGUAUGGAAAAGAUAAAGUGCAAGAGAUGGAGAACGCACUCCGAAACGCGUUGAAUAGAUACGAAAACAAGAAUGAGCUUUUCGAGAAACUUGUGGAGAACAAAGAAAAUGAAGCUGAACCACUCAACAGUGGAAAAAACCACACACCAGAAAGUAUGCUCACUUUAUCCAGAAUCUUCAUAAAAGUCGGUGAUUACCGUCUUGCAUGCGAAGUUCUCUGGUGUACUGUUUUUCUGGACAUCCAAGAAUUCAUAUCGAGUCGUCAGCUCCUUGUAUUCCAUGACGUUUCUAAUAAAGAUGCAUCAAAAAUGUUCGAUUUCUAA
Molecule: messenger RNA, 411 nt
Organism: Auanema sp. JU1783
Lineage: Eukaryota; Metazoa; Nematoda; Chromadorea; Rhabditida; Rhabditidae
Source: the annotation of a GenBank genome assembly